GUACUGCAGUGCCUGCUUAUUUUACACACAUUUGUCGUACGACUGUUCGAGCACCUACACGUGCGUGUAAUAUGAAUGUAUGAUAUUUGUAUCAUUAACAAUCCAUAUUCCAUAAUACGUAUUAUUGAAAUCCAAUUGAUUCAUGCAAGUUUACCAUCGAUCUCGCUCCCAACGUAAAAAUGUUUAGCGGAAAGUGCAUGAGCUCGGCCAGACUGGACGGCAAGAUCAGCAUCGUGACAGGUGCGAACACGGGCAUCGGCAAAGUCACGGCCAAACAAUUUUACGCGCUAGGAGCAAAAGUCAUACUGGCGUGCAGGGACGUCGGAAAAGCGGAACAGGCCGUAUCGGAUAUCUUGGCUGAAGUAAAAGGUGAUGGCCUCGGACAGCUGGUCGUGGAGGAAUUGGAUUUAGCAUCUUUCGCAUCGGUCAAGCGUUGCGCGAAAAAUAUUUUACAAAAGGAAAAACAAAUUCACCUGUUGGUGAACAAUGCCGGCGUAAUGGCUUGUCCCAAAGGAAAAACCCAGGACGGUUUCGAAACUCAAUUUGGCGUCAAUCACUUGGGACACUUUCUGUUUACGUCGCUCCUAUUGCCAAGAAUCAGAAACUCCACCCCCGCUCGCAUCGUUAACGUGUCGUCAAGGGCGCAUACGAGAGGCUCGAUCAAUUUUGAAGACAUCAACUAUGACAGAAAUUAUUCGGCUAUGGCAGCCUACAGCCAAAGUAAACUGGCUAAUGUGCUGUUCUCGAGAGAACUGGCGCGAAGACUCGAAGGUACUGAAGUUCACGUGUACAGCCUACAUCCGGGAAUCGUGAGCACCGAAUUGACCAGAACGGUAGACCAAGUGUACUUUCCGGGCAUAUGGCUGUUGGGCCGCAUUAUUCUCUUUCCGUGGGUAAAGACGCCGGAACAAGGAGCUCAGACAACUUUGCACUGUUCGAUAGACGAAAAGGCUGGGGAGGAAACCGGACUCUAUUACAGUGAUUGCAAGGCGAUAGAACCAUCGGCGUUGGCCAAAGACACGGAAUUGGCGAAAAAACUUUGGGAAAAAAGCGUGGAAAUGGUUGGCUUAAAGGACUACGACAUGUUCAACUGCAGAGAAGACACGCUCCUCGAACUUCUGAAAGACGCCUGAAUCUUGAAAGCUAGUGUAUUUAAAAAAAAAUGUAUUCUACCAAUAUAAAUAAUAAUAAGCUAUUUUCAUACCAA
Molecule: messenger RNA, 1207 nt
Organism: Myzus persicae (green peach aphid)
Lineage: Eukaryota; Metazoa; Arthropoda; Insecta; Hemiptera; Aphididae
Product: retinol dehydrogenase 12-like
Exons: 6
Coding region: 180-1133 (317 amino acids)
Source: RefSeq, a predicted model, not a curated record